CUUUUUAAUGUUUAAUUAUCGCUGUUUCACUCAAGUGUAGAAAGUACGACGCAGUGCAGCUACGAGAAGCAGCGUCUCGCCCACCUGUGUUUACGUAUCGCAAACGUCACGCGCACGAUUGUUUUCCUGCGUUCUAUCGCGUAGAAAAAAGGAGGAAGAGGAAAUCACGUGCGAUCAUCGAGGUGAAGGCGUGAAGGUAGUACGUAUCGAUGUCGGGUAUCAAUUUCGUUCCACGAUGAGCGGCGUCCGACGAAAAAAAGCCAAUCACCUGGCGGUGUUCAAGCAGCGCACCAAGAACGAGGAUAACGACGAGCUGUCGAGGAGUCUCAUUAUAGGGGCGAGAAAGACUGGGCGGUUGAAUCUCUCGUCGAAAGGACUGUCCACGGGUAUAUAUUUGUUACGAGCACCCGCCUUACCCGACAAAAUAUGGAGCAUAAACGAAUUAACGGAAGAGGAACUACGUGAUUUGCAUGUCGAAUUUGAUUACGAACCCUUGGAGGAGCGAUGGUGGGAACAAGAGCCGUUGAAGAUGCUAGAUCUGAGCUUUAAUAGUUUAACUGUGAUCGAUGAAAAAAUAGAAUUUCUAACUGAACUGAGUACCUUGGACUUGCAUAACAAUUUGUUAGAAAAACUACCAGCUGAAAUCGGUUCUCUGCGCAAACUAAGAAUAAUAAAUCUAUCAGACAAUAAGCUGAAUAGUUUACCUUCUGAAUUUUAUACGUUGGAGGAGCUAUGCGAAUUAUACCUGAAAAAUAAUCUCAUAAGUACUCUCGAAGCUGAAAUUGGGAAUUUGAUCAUGUUAAAUCAUUUGGAUUUAUCAUAUAACAGUCUAAGUGAAUUGCCGAUUGGAAUGGGAUACUUGGUGCGGCUAAAGACAUUGAAUUUAUGUCAUAAUAUGAUAAAAGAGUUACCACCCGAUGUAACAAGUAUGAGAUCGUUAAAAACAUUAGAUGUCAGCUUUAAUCAGUUGGAAACGAUACCACCAUUAGGUGAAUUGCGAAAAGUAGAGAGAAUUAUGUUCCAGUCGAAUAAUUUGCAGGAAUUUCCAGACAUAUCAGGUUGUUCAGCUUUAACAGUAUUGCAUUUGGAUAACAAUAACAUUCCUGAAAUUAAUCCGCAAUACUUGGAAGCAACAGGACAUCUAAAAAAACUUACACUGCAAGGCAAUAAAAUUGAAGUAAUACCAGAAGAAAUAGUCAAACUGAUAAAUUUAAAAGUUUUUGACUUGUCGCAUAAUAAUAUAUCUUUGAUACCUUUCUGUAUCGGUAUAUUGCCCAACUUAAAGCAGUUUAUAAUCGAGGGAAAUAAUAUUAAAAAUGUGAGAGGAGACAUUAUACGAUGCGGAACACCUCGAAUCUUGACGCACAUUCGUCAAACUGUAGAUAAUAAUACAAGUAUAAACACCAAAGAAUUGUUACAACCCAGUGCCAGCAACAGUAUUUAUCCUGAUAAAUAUGUAAUGAAGAAUACGAAGCUGUUCAGCUUAGCUGGACAAAAUCUUUUGGAAAUACCCGAAGAAGUUUUAGAAGAUGCAGCAAACGUCUCCGUCACGAUUAUUGAUCUAAGUAGAAACAAACUGUCAAAACUGGCUGAUAAAAUGUCAACGAUCACUACAGUGACAGAUUUAAAGUUGACUUCAAAUCAUUUAGCAAGCUUGCCAGAAUGGAUUGGCGAGAAGUACAAAUGUUUGCAGGUUUUAGACCUAAGUAAAAAUCAUCUACAGUCUCUGCCGUCAAGCAUUAGUUGCCUGAAAUACUUGCGAGAUAUCGAUCUUUCAUUUAACAGGUUUACUGAGUUACCAGAAGCUAUUUAUGACGUUGAAUCAUUGGAAAAUUUAAUUGUUAAUGACAAUUCAAUCGCAAAAAUCGAUGUGCCACUUUUGAAAAAGUUAAAACGGCUAGCAGUUUUAAAUUUGACAAAUAACAAUAUUGCUCAUGUACCCCCUGAACUUGGUAAUUUGAAAAACUUAAGGAAUCUAUCAUUAUCUGGGAAUUGUUUUAAAUAUCCCCGACAAGCAAUUCUAAUGAAAGAUACAGAGGAAAUACUGAGCUAUCUACGUAAUCUAAUACCUCAAUAAUGAAUAAAAAACGAAAUAGUAUAUAAAAAAUAUCUGUUUUCAAAAAUGUUACAAAUCUGUUAUAUGUAUAUGAGUGUGUUGCGUGUGAAUAUUAUAUCUAGGUAUAAAUACAUUUUUACUGGUCUCUAAAAAUGAUCCUAUCCAGGAUAAGCCAAAUCAAGUGCAAAGUAAUUUGAAUAAGAUAGAUUAAAUGAAUAAACUGGCAUAAAUAAAAGAGGAGAAAAGGCAGCCGAAUAAUAAUUGCAUGGAAAUGAGAAUGCAAUAUAUAUAUAUAUAUAUUAAAAGAAUAAAAAUAUUUAAGAUAAAAUUAAAUUUAUGAAUUAGAAUAAGUUUGAGUGAAGUAAAAGUUAAUAAAGAAAAUCAAUAAAUUUGUUA
Messenger RNA from Monomorium pharaonis (pharaoh ant), 2452 nucleotides. Its product is annotated as leucine-rich repeat-containing protein 40. The record is from RefSeq and is a predicted model, not a curated record. The coding region runs from base 236 to 2077 and encodes 613 amino acids. The transcript is spliced from 10 exons. Lineage: Eukaryota; Metazoa; Arthropoda; Insecta; Hymenoptera; Formicidae. Gene Ontology annotation, molecular function: protein binding.